ACUUACGUUUGACCAACAGAUUGGAUUUAUCUGUUUCAAUUCAUAUUUCCUAUUCUUAUAUCGAACUAAAAUGCAGUAAUUUAUUAAAAAUUUAUUCAUCAAGACUUAAUGGAUUUCAUAUCCGAUUUAAAUAAUAAAGAAGAUGCCAGAUCUCUCAGUAACGGUGGCGUGCAGAAACUCCAUUUUGUGACGUAGUGGCAAACUUGUGUGUUCCGAAGCCUGCUUUCGAUUUCAAAUUUCGUGAUUUUUCUAAGUACCUAAUUCGACGAUUUUUCAGAAUAAUACAGCGUUUUAUAUUGAAGAUGGCAUACUCUGGUGACAGUGAUGAACCACAAGAUGAUUCGUUUUCAUCUGACGAAGAAACAUUUCAGGUUGGAAGAAUUCAGCAAUUCUGGAAGGGAACGUACAAUAAAAUUUUGCCUGAAGUUGGUAGUCAUCCACUUGAAGGUAACUCAUCGAGUGAAGUGAAGUUUUUCAUUGUUACCACAGUGGAAUGUGGAGAAGACCGCAUAGAGCGACAAGUGCACAGUAUUAUCCCAACUGGAUGGAUUUCGAGCAACAUGGAAUAUCUACUUUAUCCUCAACCCAGAUUCACAGUUGGGGGUAAAAGUCCGAUUGACUGGGGAGAGAAGACAUUCAGAAGAUUCCAAAUACCAUUCGAGUCGUGGAUGGAAUAUGAUAUUCAUGCCAUUUUAAACCAAACCAAGGCUGUUAAAUUUACGAAAGCAAUAAAGGCCGCCAAAGCUGCAGCUAAUGGUCAACCCAUACUGUCAGACGCUUUUAUUUCCGUCACUGAUCGUAUUUUGGGCAGAGGAUUAAGGAAGGCAGCUCAAAAGCGUCCAUGGGAAGAGAAGGUUUCCGGAAAAGGCAAGGAGAGAAGAACGAAUAAUAAUUCUCUAAUAGAGACACCAUCGUCCAGCUCCAACCUCAAUCCAGCUGUUUCCAUCAGGACUCAAAGCUUAAGAUCUUGUCAGUCGAACACCCCGUUUGAUUUCGAAAAUUUCCCAACGAACUUAAAUGUUGGAGCUUGUGUGGGCAACAUCACCACCAACUCUGAGUUGGUUUCAUUGAACAACUCAUCCAUGCCAGUUCCGAAUGCAGCUGUACCGGCGCCCCAUGGUAGCAGUGGUGGCGGCAGCAGUAUUAUUCGUCCGUCCGUUAUUCCUAGUCCACAACCGCAUGAUGUUGGCACAAGAACUGAAGCAGCAUUAUGUGGAGCUAUUAACAAAGCAAGUGGAAUGGUCAACAAUGGAGCACCUUUACCGUCUACAAGCCACGUACAAGAUGAAGAAGAGCAGAAUCGGAAUAAUAAUGAUAUUCAGGGUUCCAACGGGUUCCAACUGGUUCCAACACAGCUCUCUCGGACAAAACAAUUGCAAUAAGCAUGGUUUUCUUCAUAUCUGAGCGAUAUAAGGCGUCCAAAUCAAUAGGCGCUUUUGUAAACCAGGCGUAUCGUUUGUUUUUAUGUGACGAAACUAGUCGGAAAAUGCAGUGGCGUAGUGUUGGUCGGGUCAAUGACUUAAGGCCCGGACUCUCUGGUCUGAUGAAUAUGCUUUCAGUUAUAGGAGUUGCUCUCGACAUUUUUAAUCUUUCGCGGAACACUGCAAAUGUUGAUCAUCGGAGGCUAAUUGAAAUUAUUAAAAACUGCCGGAAAUACAAUGCCAAAAACUACAGGAAGAAGAAUAAUGUGCGAGGUGCCUUGGAGACGGAUGCGUCAGCAGAUGCUCCUCAGCUUCCAAAUGCAAAUGAUGACAAUGACGCGGUUAUUCUCUACAACUACAUGACUAUUCUAGAAAAAGAAGUUGUUAAUUUUAGACCUCCGCCUGCUUUUGCUCAAGCACCAGAUCUUUGUAAUUGAAGAUUCAACACCGUUUCAAACCUCUUGAAUUGACGUUUAUUCUUUGCCAGUGUCGUUCUAAAGUCAGAAAAUUUUCAUUUUAUAAUUUAUUGCCUUUCGCAGUUACUCGUACUUUGGUUUUAUUUAAGGUUGUUUCAUAUGCAAAGACAAAACGCAAUAAACGCUGAUGGUUUCUCAA
Messenger RNA from Daphnia pulex (common water flea), 2036 nucleotides. RefSeq lists its product as uncharacterized. The record is from RefSeq and is a predicted model, not a curated record. Bases 303 to 1382 code for a protein of 359 amino acids. The transcript has 7 exons. NCBI's taxonomy places the organism in Eukaryota, Metazoa, Arthropoda, Branchiopoda, Diplostraca, Daphniidae.